AUGGAUGCACGCAUGACGAAGCAUUACUCUCGCCUGAUGAAGCUGAUGAUCAAGCUACCCGGAGCACCCACACCAGUAGAGACCAAACCAACCGACGGGUAUGCGGCAUCACCAUUUUGUGAGGCGAUCGCCAGAGUAACGGUUCCACACACACUUCGACUCCCUACCUGGACCACCCUGUAUGAUGGAACAUCUGAUCCCUACCCGCAUGUCAACUUCUACAAGCAGUGCAUGUGGCAGAUCGGAAUCCCAUACGAUUUGGUCGAGCCUGUCAUGUGCAAAUCAUUCGGCGGUACCCUUGAUGGAGCAGCUCUGGAAUGGCUAAUGAACGUCGACCCCGGAUCCAUCUCCUGCCUGUCUGACCUAAUCAACGCUUUUUAUCAGACAGUUAUCAAGGCAUUCAAAAUAGGUCUCAUCCCCAACUCGGAGCUGUACCGGGAAAUAACCAAAUACCCCUGUGCAACCUUCGAGGAAGUGCGAUCGAGAGCCACCGCCCAAAUGCAGAUUGAAGACGACGAGGUCAUCCGGACGGCGUCCCAACGCUCAACAGGGGGCAGCAGCGACAGGAGAUCGUACACCCCAAGGAGUAGCAGUUGGCGACACCAGCCGUAUAACCGGCAGAACCAGGUACAAGAUGUCAAUCAAUACGAUGACGCUAACAAUGUUUACAGGACUGAACGGGUCGUUUAUCCCCCCAUCUCCGAAUAUGGCUUCAACGUCGACAUCGGAGGCGUGGUGAACGCCCUUCAAAAUGUAGGUGGUACCGUCAGAUGGCCUAAGAAGAGCGACAGACCAGACUCCAUGAAGGACAUGAGCAAGUGGUGCGACUUCCACCGCGACAAUGGCCACACGACGGAGGAAUGCAUCUCCCUCAAAAAGGAGGUAGCAUAUCUAUUGAAAAGAGGACACCUGAAAGAGCUGCUGAGCGACAAAGGGAAGGAGACGUACAACAAGGAAAACAACACCCAGCCCAACCCAGCACCAAGCGGCGACCGACCGGCCCCUCCCAUGUUCGAAAAAGUGGUAAAUGUUAUCUCUGGUGGUUCAGAUAUCUGUGGACUAACUUCUUCUGCAGCUAAAAAAUCAACAGAGGCGAAUCUGAAGCCGUCAUAG
Messenger RNA from Spinacia oleracea (spinach), 1113 nucleotides. RefSeq lists its product as uncharacterized. The coding region runs from base 1 to 1113 and encodes 370 amino acids. The transcript is spliced from 2 exons. NCBI's taxonomy places the organism in Eukaryota, Viridiplantae, Streptophyta, Magnoliopsida, Caryophyllales, Amaranthaceae. The record is from RefSeq and is a predicted model, not a curated record.